Teleopsis dalmanni is the source of this 3604-nucleotide messenger RNA. RefSeq lists its product as uncharacterized. NCBI's taxonomy places the organism in Eukaryota, Metazoa, Arthropoda, Insecta, Diptera, Diopsidae. The annotation marks the transcript as partial. Gene Ontology annotation, molecular function: nucleic acid binding. Gene Ontology annotation, biological process: DNA integration. The transcript is spliced from 2 exons. The record is from RefSeq and is a predicted model, not a curated record.
AUGAAGGUUAUCGAGCGGUUCUGGCAACUGGAUGAACCAGAAAAGGCAAACAAAAAUCUGUCUCCUUCCGAAGAGUUGUGCGAGUCUCAUUUUGCAACUUAUAUGAAAAGGAAUCAAGACGGUCGAUUCAGUGUCAGAUUACCCUUCAAGCAAGAUCCAUCGUUGCUUGGUGAGUCAAAACACAUUGCCAUUAACAGGUUUUUAGCGUUGGAAAGAAGACUCGAUAAGGAUGUAAUACUCAAAACACAGUAUGUACAGUUCAUGAAUGAAUAUGCUGAUCUCGGACACAUGGAAAGGGUUGACAUCAACCAAGUCAAUCCUCAUUAUGUCAUCCCACAUCAUGGCGUUUUACGGCCCGAUAGCAGCACCACGAAAUUAAGAGUGGUAUUUGAUGCAUCGUGCAAGACGAUCACCUAUGGAACACGAUCAGCCCCAUAUCUGGCUACUAAAUGCUUACAACAGUUGGCGAAAUCUGAGUUGCAAAAAUAUCCACUAGGUGCAGCAGCACUAAGUAAUGACUUCUACGUAGAUGAUUGCCUAAGUGGAUCAAAUAGUCUCCAAACUGCCAAAGAUAUACAAACUCAGUUAAAAGGUUUGUUGGAAUCAGCAGGAUUCAAGCUACGUAAAUGGUGUGCCAACCAUCCGUCACUUCUUCAAAAUAUUGCAAAAGAAGAUCAAGAAGUUGAUUUGGACUUUCAAAGUGACGACGCAACAUCAAUCAAAACAUUAGGAUUGACUUGGCAACCAAAAGAAGAUCAAUUUCGCAUAAAAUUAAAACUGGAUCCACUAAAAAUCAUUACUAAAAGAACCAUUACUUCGAACCUAGCCAAAAUUUUCGACCCAUUGGGACUACUAGGUCCAGUACUCGUAACAGCAAAAAUACUAAUUCAGGACCUAUGGCAACUACAAUUAACAUGGGACGAAGCAGUACCAACCGAAAUAUACACUAGGUGGACUACCUUUUAUGACGAUCUACAAGUACUAGAUCAAUUUAAAAAAGAUCGUCAUAUAUUCGGAAAACAGAUGCCAGCACUUGAAUCAAUACAAUUGCACGUAUUUUGUGAUGCUUCACAAAAGGCAUACGGAGCCGCAGUCUAUGUUCGAGCGAAACUAAUGGAUGGUCGACUAAUAAAUCGAUUGUUGUGUUCCAAGUCUCGUGUUGCUCCACUCAAAAAACAAACGAUUCCAAGGUUAGAACUGUGUUCAGCUCUAUUAGGAGCGACAUUGAUGAAAAAGGUUAAGAACAAUAUAAAUCAUGACGUAGCAACAUAUUAUUGGACUGAUUCAGAAAUCGUUCUCUUCUGGAUCAAUUCUUCAUCAGCAAGGCAUCAACAAUUCAUAGCAAAUAGAAUCAAUGCAAUUCAGGAAAUUAGCUUGCCUAAUCAAUGGCGUCACGUAAGAUCUAAGGACAACCCAGCUGACUCAUUAUCACGGGGUAUCAAGCCAGCUCAAUUACUCGAAAAUAACUUGUGGUUAUACGGUCCACUCUUUCUUCAUGGUUCCGAAAGCAACUGGCCUGGCAAAUUCAAUAAAACUCUCUGUAUUGAUCCGGUGAAUCCUGAAUGGAAACAAACGACAAGGGAAGUGGCCUUAAUCUCAACUGAUUACGAUAUCCAUUGGAUCGAUAGAAUCAAUCACAGGAAUUCAUUUAGAACUCUACUACAUACGGUAGGAUAUAUGCUGCGAUUUGUAAAUCGGGCAAGGCGAACCAAUUUAAGCAAUAUCACUAUGGCUCUAAGCCCUAUGGAACUGGAGCUGUCACUCAGGCAUAUAGUGAAGUACAUACAACAGUCAGAACUAAAAGAAGAAUUAAUUCAGUUAGAACGCAACCAAACAGUAAAACCUGCAAGUACACUUGCUGGACUGAUGCCAUUUUUAGAUGAACACAAGAUAAUUCGCGUGGGGGGAAGGUUAGAAGCAUCAUCACUUACAUAUGAUGAAAAGCAUCAGAUAGUCCUUCCAUACAAUAACCCUAUUGUAAAACUGAUAAUGAAAGACAUACAUGAACGAAAUAUACACUGCGGCGGUCAAGCACUGCUGGCAGCAGCGAGACAAAAAUUUUGGCCGAUCAAGGGUAAAAUUAUGGCAAGAUCAACUAUUCACCAUUGUGUUCGUUGUACUAGAUGUAAACCAGUUACUUUUGAACAAGUCAUGGGAAGUUUACCAAGGCAUCGAGUACAGCCAAACAGGCCAUUUUUUAAUACCGGAGUUGACUUCUGUGGGCCUUUUUGGGUGCAUUAUAAGGUGAGAGGAAAACGUGCGCAUAAGGCAUACCUAGCAGUUUAUUGUUGUUUUGCGACAAAGGCAGUACACUUGGAACUGGUAAGCGACUUGACAACAGAAGCAUUUAUCGGAUCAUUAAAACGUUUUAUCGCACGACGCGGAUGCUGCCAAAAUAUAUACUGUGACAAUGCAACGAAUUUUGUCGGUGCCUCUAACAAGUUGCAGGAAUUAACAACAACAAUCCAUUCCAAUGUAGCUCAGGAACAAAUAACAAAAACUUGCAGCAACAAGGGAAUAGCAUUUCACUUCAUCCCUCCUCGUGCACCUCAUUUUGAUGGACUAUGGGAAGCAGCGGUUAAAUCAGCAAAGUACCUAUUGGUCCGAAGCGUUUCAACUGAAACGUUAACGUACGAGGAACUCGAAACCGUCAUUAUAGAAAUAGAAGCUAUUUUAAACUCACGACCUUUAACACCAAUGUCGUCUAAUCCAAAUGAUUUGCAGGCUCUCACACCAGGUCAUUUCUUAGUUGGUGAUGCACUAACAGCACCCGUAGACGCAACAUGUGAAAAGGUAAAAUCAUCUCUUUUGAAUAGAUGGAAUCUGGUUGCACACUUAAAACAAGAGUUUUGGAAAAGAUGGCGGGCAGAGUACCUAAUGGAACUACAGGUUCGAAACAAGUGGCGUGAAGAAUGCAAAAACAUUGAAGAAAAUACACUGGUGAUCCUUAAAGAAGAUAAUGUACAACCUUUGCAAUGGCCUUUAGGGCGAAUAAUGAAGACAUAUAAGGGUAAUGAUGGAUUUAUACGAGUCGUAGAUGUCAAAACCGCAACAGGCAUGUUAAAGCGACCAAUUCACAAACUAGCCCCCUUAUUUCCUGAAAACAAACCUAUUAAAACACAGGAGAAUCGCCAUAACAAAGAAGAACGAAUGGACAAUGAGAUAGUCCCACGAAAACAAAGACGUGUGUCCUCCAAUAUAAAAUUAACUACAGUACUGAUAUCUCUACUUUUACUCCCGAUUGUUCUUUGUUCACCAGUAAACGUAACUGAACUUCGCUCCGCUCCUGGCCUACAUUUUGAACAAGUAGGAACAACAAAAUUGAUAACAUCCCACUGGAAAAUGAUAAUCUAUUACGAUUUAGCUCCAUUUAAUACAGAGCUGGACAUACUAAAGGAUUCAACGUUGAAUCUUUUGAAGCUAUGUGAUCAAAGCAACUUAAAUUCAACAUGCAAGUUUGUGGUUCAUCAUUUCCAGCAAGCAGAAAGUGAAUUGAGAACAGCAUUUGAAUUUAUGUCAAGCGCCCGAAAUAAGAGAGGGGCAAUCGAUUUAGUUGGGAAUAUAGCAAGUUCCCUGUUUGGAGUACUCGAUUCCAAUUAUGCAA